Molecule: messenger RNA, 3698 nt
Organism: Ochotona curzoniae (black-lipped pika)
Lineage: Eukaryota; Metazoa; Chordata; Mammalia; Lagomorpha; Ochotonidae
Gene: CD163
Product: CD163 molecule
Exons: 17
Coding region: 102-3452 (1116 amino acids)
Cellular component (GO): membrane
Source: RefSeq, a predicted model, not a curated record
UUUUUUCACAGAAGUUCAGUUCUUGAGAGAACACUUCUACGGAAUGAUACAAGAUCUAGGAAUCAUUUCAAUGCCAUAACUUUGGACUAGGCAAGCUCAGAAUGGGACUACUUGAAUACUCCGCAUCUAUUGAUUUUAGAAGAGAUUUCAUCCACUUGCAUCCCUUCACUAUUGCUCUGGUCUCACUCCUCAGUGCCUCCUUCAUUGCCAGUUCUCUUGGAGAAGCAGAGAAGCAGCUGAGGCUAACAGCUGGUGAAAACGCAUGUAGUGGGAGAGUGGAAAUCAAAGUCCAGGAAGAAUGGGGAACGGUGUGUAACAAUGACUGGGGCAUGGAGGAAGUCUCUGUGAUCUGCAGACAGCUUGGGUGUCCCACUGCCAUCACGGCCACUGGGUGGGCUAAUUCCACCGCAGGCACUGGACGCAUUUGGAUGGACCAUGUUUCCUGUAGAGGAAAUGAAUCGGCCAUUUGGAAUUGCAAGCAUGAUGGUUGGGGAAAGCACAAUUGUACCCACAAACAAGAUGCUGGAGUAACUUGCUCAGAUGGAUCCAAUCUGGAGUUGAGGCUGACCAAUGGCGGAAACCGGUGCUCAGGACGAAUAGAGGUGAAGUUCCAAGGCCAGUGGGGAACAGUGUGUGAUGAUGGCUUCACCAAAGAGCAUGCCACUGUGGUUUGCAGACAGCUUCAAUGUGGAAGUGCUCUCAGUUUCUCUGCUUCAGCGGGUUUUGGAGAAGGUUCUGGGCCAAUCUGGUUUGAUGAUCUCGGAUGCCGUGGAAAUGAGUCAGCUCUCUGGAACUGCAAGCACAGAGGCUGGGGAAGGCAUAACUGUGACCAUGCUGAGGACGCUGGAGUGAUUUGCUUAGAUGGAGCAAAUCUGAGCCUGAUGCUGGCAGAUGGACCCACUAAAUGUUCUGGAAGAUUAGAAGUGAAAUUCCAAGGAGAAUGGGGGACAGUAUGCGAUGAUGGCUGGAACAGGAAGAAUGCUGCUGUGGUUUGCAAGCAACUGGGAUGUCCAACAGCCGUAGCCACCACUGGUCGAGUGAAUGCCAGUGAGGGCUCUGGACCCAUUUGGCUUGACAAUGUUUCCUGUCAAGGGAAUGAGUCUGAACUCUGGUAUUGUAGACUCCAAGACUGGGGGAAGCAUUUUUGCAGUCACUCUGAGGAUGCUGGUGUGACAUGCUCAGAUGGCUCAGACCUGGAGCUGAGACUUGUAGGCGGUGGUAGUCGCUGUGCUGGAACAGUGGAGGUGGAAAUUCAGAAACGUGUGGGGAAGGUGUGUUCUAACAGUGGCUGGUACAUGGAAAAUGCCAACAUAGUGUGCAGGCACCUGGGAUGCGGAUCUGCACUCAAAAAAUCCUACCAGGUGUAUUCCAAACCGAAGGCAACAAACACAUGGCUAAUUAUCAACAGCUGUGUUGGGAAUGAAACCUCCCUUUGGGAUUGCACCAAUUGGCAGUGGGGUGGAAUUUCCUGUCAUUAUGGAGACGCCGAAAUCACUUGCUCAGGCCACAAAGAACCCAGGCUGGUUGGAGGGGAUGUUCCCUGCUCGGGCCGUGUGGAAGUGAAGCAAGGAGACACCUGGGGUACCAUCUGUGAUUCCGACUUCACUCUGGAAGCUGCCAACGUGCUUUGCAGGGAAUUACAGUGUGGCACAGCUGUCUCUAUCCUGGGGGGAGCUCACUUUGGAGAAGGAAAUGGACAGACCUGGGCUGAAGAAUACCAAUGUCAAGGGGACGAGUCACAUCUUUCACUCUGCCCUGUAGCACCCCGCUCGGAUGGGAGCUGCAGCCACAGCAGGGAUGUUGGAGUAAUUUGCUCAAGGUACGUGGAAGUCCGCUUGGUGAACGGCAAGUCGUCAUGUGAGGGAAGAGUGGAGCUCAAAGUGCUUGGGGCUUGGAGACCCCUCUGCAGUUCUCAUUGGGAUAUGGAAGAUGCCCAUGUCCUCUGCCAGCAGCUCAAAUGUGGAGUUGCCCUCUCAACCCCAGAAAGAGCACAUUUUGGGAAAGGAAGUGGUGAGGUCUGGAGGCACAAGUUCCACUGCACUGGGAUGGAGCAGCACUUGGGAGAUUGCCCUGUAACUGCUCUGGGUGCGUCGCUGUGUUCAGAAGGGCAAGUGGCCUCUGUCGUCUGCUCAGGAAAUCAGUCCCAGACACUACCUCCAUGCAAUUUGUCUUCUUUGGACCCCAAAAGCUCCACCAGUCCAGAAAACAAUACCUGCAUAGGGAGUGGUCAGCUCCGCCUGGCAAAUGGUGGAGGACGCUGUGCUGGGAGAGUAGAGAUCUAUCGUGAUGGUUCCUGGGGCACCAUCUGCGAUGACAGCUGGGACCUGCAUGACGCCAAUGUGGUGUGCAAGCAGCUGGGCUGUGGUACGGCUGUGAAUGCCACUGUGUCGGCUUACUUUGGCGAAGGAACAGGGCCUAUCUGGUUGGACGAAAUGAGCUGCAGUGGAGAAGAGUCCCACAUUUGGCACUGCGGUUCACAUGGCUGGGAGAGACACAACUGCAGGCAUAAGGAGGAUGCAGGAGUUAUCUGCUCAGAGUUCAUGUCUCUAAGACUGACCAGCGCAAACAGCAAGGAUACCUGUAGAGGGCGCCUGGAAAUUUUUUACGAUGGAGCUUGGGGCAGCGUUGGGAGGAAGGACAUGUCUGCCACCACUAUGGGAGUUGUAUGCAGGCAGCUGGGCUGCGCAGACAAGGGAAGCAUGGACCCCGCGUCUUCAGACAAGACACCGUCCAGGCACUUGUGGGUGGACAAUGUCCAGUGUCCUGAGGGACCUAGCGCCUUGUGGGAGUGUCCAUCGUCCCCAUGGACACAGAGAUUGGCCAGCCCCUCGGAGGAGGCUUGGAUCACAUGCGACAACAAGAUAAGACUUCAGGAAGGAACCAACAGCUGCUCUGGGCGCGUAGAGGUCUGGCAUGGAGGCUCCUGGGGGACAGUGUGUGACGACUCCUGGGACAUUACGGAUGCUCAGGUGGUGUGUCGUCAGCUGGGCUGUGGCACCGCACUGGAGGCAUUGAAGGAGGCAGCGUUUGGUCCAGGGACUGGACCCAUAUGGCUCAAUGAAGUGAAGUGCAAAGGAAAUGAGUCUUUUUUGUGGGACUGUCCGGCCAGACCUUGGGGGCACAGUGACUGCGGGCACAAGGAAGAUGCUGCUGUGAAGUGUCGCCCAAGAAUUUCAGAUACCCAAGGAUCACUGAGAAACACAGGUCAUCCUUUUCUUAUUGCAUUUGGGAUCCUGGGAGUCAUCCUGUUGGCCGUUCUCAUUGCAUUCCUCUCGCGGGCUCAAAACCGAAGACGAAUACAGCAGCUUACAGUUUUCUCAAGAGGAGAACAGUUUGUUCACCAAGUUCAGUACCAGGAGAUGAAUUCUUCAGCCAAGUCAGAUGAUCUGGACCCGCUGAAUUCUUCAGGUGCCAUUAUAAGAGAAACAGAAAAAGAAAACAAGAAUGUAUAACCCACAAGAUUGACAUUUAAAAUACCUCAAUGAAGGCCUGACCUUGACUGGAACAAGAAUACACCUCUAAAUGCUGACACUGUGGAAUAGUGGAUAAAGCCAUCCCACCUGGUGUACUGGCAUCCCAUUGGGCAGCAGUUCAAGUCCCAGCUGUCCACCUGCCAUGCAGCCCCCUUCUAAUGUGCUUGGGAAAGCAACGGAAGAUUGUCCAAGUCCUUGGGCCCUGCACCCAUGUGAUAAACCUGA